Molecule: messenger RNA, 2568 nt
Organism: Eimeria acervulina
Lineage: Eukaryota; Apicomplexa; Conoidasida; Eucoccidiorida; Eimeriidae
Product: SAC3/GANP domain-containing protein, putative
Exons: 9
Coding region: 1-2568 (855 amino acids)
Cellular component (GO): nucleus
Source: RefSeq, a predicted model, not a curated record
AUGCAGCCCCAGCAGCAGCACUACACGCUGCAGCAGCAGCAGCAGCAGCAACAGCAGCAGCAGCAGCAGCAACUCCCUGCUGCCUGCGGAAUCCCUAUGGGUGCGCUGGGGUCGCCUAUGCAGCCUUGCGACAUGACUUGGGGUGCAGCAGCAGCAGCAGCAGCAGCAGCAGCAGCAGGGGGGGCCCCGAGUAUGCCGCUCCCUUUCGUUGGGACGCCUCCCGCAGGAGGAGCAGCAGCAGCAGCAGCAGCAGCACCCAUGUCUGUGGAAGCAUACGUAAACUUCGCAAAGCAGCAAUACACCGCACAUUACUUUCAAUCUGCUUUUGCUUCUGCAGGCUGCAGCAGCCCCGAACAAGCAAUGCAUGUUGCUGCUGCAGCGAUGCAGCAGCUACAGAACAACGGCUUCUUUGAUACGCUGCGGCAGUCCUAUGCGCAGCAGCUGCUGCAGCAACAGCAGCAGCAGCAGCAAGCAGCAGCAGCAGCUGCUGCUGCUGCUGCUGCCUCGCAAAUCUCCCACCCCUGGCAUCGCCAGCAGCAGCAGCAGCAGCAGACUGAUGCAGCAACUCCACUGCCCCCGUGGCACCAGCCGCAGCAGCAGCAGCACGCAGCUGCAGACAGCUCGGCUGUAGCAGCAGCUGCUGCUUCCGCAGCAGCAGUAGCAGCAGCAUCAGCAACAGCUGCAGCAACAGCUGCAGCACCAAAAAAGCAGCAGCGCCUCAGCAUUGUGAUUAAGUCGCGCACCCUCCCUACUCCUGGUUCUGCAGCAACCCCCAGCAGCAGUGCUGCUGCUGCUGCUGCUGCUGCUGCUGCUGCCGCAUCAGCUGCAGCAGCAGGCUAUGGAACACCUUCUGCUGCUUCUGCUGCAGCGGAGACCUCUCCUGCACCUUCUGCUGCUUCUGCUGCUGCUGCUGCUGGGGAGCAGCAAACAACGAGACCGCUGCGCAGGCGGCGUUUCGAUGUGCUUGGCACGCCAGCCUCUGUUGCUGCAGCAGCAGCACAGCAGCAGCAACAGCAGCAGCAGCAGCAACAACAGCAGCAGCAGCAACAGCAACAGCAACAUCACCAGCAGCAGCAACGAGAUUUUGCUGACUUUGCCGGCUGGAUAAAUCGAGUGUACGCGCACUACUCGGGUAGUUUAUCAAAUGCAGCAACAGCAGAAAUUGUGUUUGGCUUCGUCAGCCGCCUUACUGAAGAAUUUAAACGCGGCUUCGUCUCGGAGACAAACUUUGCUGCUAAACCUAUACCGACUGUCGCAGAGAUGCAGCAUAAACUCAGCAGCCCUCCCUGCAGCAGCAACGACAGGCAGCAGCAGCAGCAGCAGCAGCAGCAGCUUCAGCAGCAUCAGCACCAGCAACACCUGCAACAGCAGCAGCAACAGCAAAGAGCGCUCUUCGUCGGACGCUCUGUUCAUUCAGCAAUGAUGUAUAGGCGGCAAGCGGAUAGCGAGACAGCGGCGCAGCAGCAGCAGCAGCAGCAGCGGCACCAGCAGCAGCAGCAGCAGCAGCAGCAGAGUCAAGAAGGAGAUCAAGGAGCCGACAGCAGCAGCAGCUUCUCAGGCUUCUCACCUGGAUAUGCUGAUAAGAAGAGUUUAUAUAGAAAGUCUGAUGCAGCAACACGAAAAGCUGCUGCUGCUCUCUAUAAGAACAAAGGCAGAGGAGUGAAGGGCUUAGAGGGUGUUAACACAGCAGAAGAAAGCAAACGAAGACAAAACCGUUUAGAGCGAUUCAAGCAGCAGCAGCAGCAGCAGAGAUCAGCUGGAGCUGCUGCAGCCUCGACGCCUUUGUCUUGGGCGGAGAAGCAUCAGCUAGCGAAGAGCACAGAAGCAAUCGUAGGAUAUUCUACAGACAUUGAGAAGCCUUACCUUCGGCUUACUAAUGCCCCUGACCCUGCUACUGUGCGUCCCGAGCAUGUGCUGCGUCGCACAUUAGCGCAUUUAUUAUCGGUUGCAUCGGGUAAAGAGUAUCGAGGAGAAGAAAGAAGAGAAGGAGAAGAAGAGAAAGAAAUAAUGAAGAGGCGUUGGAUAUACUUAGAUGAGCAGUUUCGUAGCAUGCGUCAAGAUAUAACAGUUCAGCAUAUUGCUAAUCUCUUCGUCUGUAGUGUCUAUGAAGCAAAUGCACGCUUAGCACUACGCUUCGGAGACUUAGGACAGUUUAAUCAAUGUCAAGCGCAGCUCAAAUAUCUUCAUCUUUCGCUCAGCUUACCGCCAAAUCAUCCCCAAAGAGUAGAGUUUCUUUGUUAUCGUUUGGUGUACUUAGCGCUUCAAGGGAUGCGUCUUGAGCUCCUUCGUCUUUACAGAGAAGUAUCAGCAGAAGAACGACAGAUAAAAGAAGUGCAGCAGAGUUUAGCAUUGGUCUUGAGUUUAUUGUCAGGAAAUUUUCUACGGUUUUUCAGACUGUCUCCUGUCUCUCCUUUCGCGAUUAAAGAGCUCUGUCUUCUGUUUUAUUCAAAGCUGCAAGUGCAGGCGCUGCUGACUAUCUGCAGAACGGCGUGUUUAGACCUCAGCCUCGAGCCCAGCAGCAGCAGCAGCAGCAGCAGCAGCAGCAGCAGCAGCGACAGCAGCAGCUAG